Messenger RNA from Talaromyces stipitatus ATCC 10500, 701 nucleotides. RefSeq names its product nascent polypeptide-associated complex (NAC) subunit, putative. Lineage: Eukaryota; Fungi; Ascomycota; Eurotiomycetes; Eurotiales; Trichocomaceae. Bases 84 to 701 code for a protein of 205 amino acids. Gene Ontology annotation, biological process: protein targeting to membrane. Gene Ontology annotation, cellular component: nascent polypeptide-associated complex; cytoplasm. The record is from RefSeq and is a predicted model, not a curated record. The transcript is spliced from 4 exons.
ACCAACGAACAACCAAAAUUAUACAUCUCGCCAUCAAACCUCCAGCAACGCUCAGGUGCUUUUCGGAGUUCACAUAAGUCAAAAUGGCCAACCCCAGAGUCGAAGAACUCCCCGACGAGGAAGUUCCCAAGGCCGGUGUUGAGGACGCUGGCAGCAGCUCCGAGUCUGAAGCUGGCGAUGAACCCACAAUCCCCGGUGGUGCUGCCGUUACCAUCCACUCGCGCAACGAAAAGAAGGCUCGCAAGGCUAUUGGAAAGCUUGGAUUGAAGCACGUUCCUGGUAUUACUCGUGUUACUCUCCGCCGACCUAAGAACAUCCUUUUCGUCAUCAACCAGCCCGAUGUCUACCGCUCUCCUUCCUCCAACACCUGGAUCAUCUUCGGUGAGGCCAAGAUUGAAGACUUGAAUGCCCAAUCUCAGGUCAACGCUGCCCAACAACUUGCCGCCGCCGAGGCCGCUGCCAGCUCUGACGCACAUGCCGGUCACGACCACUCCCACGAGGGCAAGGGCAAGGCUCCCGAGACCGAGGCCAAGAAGGAAGAAGAAGAAGACGACGGCGAGGAGGUUGAUGAUUCCGGUCUCGAGGCCAAGGACAUUGAACUUGUCAUGGCUCAAGCCAGUGUGUCCCGAAAGAAGGCCGUCAAAGCCUUGAAAGAGAACGAUAACGAUAUCGUCAACUCGAUUAUGGCGCUUAGCAUAUAG